UUGGCUUUGGGGAGGAUUUUUUUUUUUUGGAGGGGGGAUGUUCAGGAUUUUUAUUUUGCAACCUUUUCUCUUUGGUGUAGGAGCCCCUAUUUUCAGGAGACUUCUGUGCCCCGUACUCACAUCUGCCCAAUGUCUAAUUCCCUGCCACUACCUCCUCAGGCCUGGUUGACUUUGGAGAAGGAACUUUUUGAGGGAACAUACUCAGGAUUUUUAAAAAAGUUUUUGUAUCCCUUCCUCCUUUAAACAGAAGUCCUCUGACCUUGCUCUGUGGGUUUUAUGCCCUCCUCCCACUGAGGACUAUCUUAUUCCCCUCUCCACACCCUCCCCUUCCAUUUCUGAGCAGAUCCAGCCUUCCCCAGAUGUCCCACCAUUAGGAAGUUCUGCAUAAAGUCUCUCUCUCACCCUUCUUGCUAAGUUCAUGGCUUAGUCUCUAAUUUUUAAGAAGACUUGGGCAUCACGCCAUCUGUUCUGAACUUAUUCACCUCUUCCUCCUCAGGCUUCAGUGUCCGUUGUGGGAAAAUAGAUCUUAGCUUAGACAGGGACACAUGUAGGCAGGAUACUAGGGGCCUGGGCUCCCGGCUAGGCCUGGACAUUGCUAUGGGAGAAAAAUAGGCAUCUGAGGCCCAAAAUAGGCAUCCGAGUUGCAAUGGGAAGGGAAGAGCCCAGGGGAGGUCUUGACUUGAGGAUGUUCAGCUGUAGGAGGCAGAGGAGGGGUAGUGGCAGGGAAUCCAGUGGGAAUAGGGUACUCAGGUCCUUACACACCCUGCUUCCCCCAGAGGACAAAAAGCCUUGGCUUUUUCAAGGAGAAUUAAGAGAAAGAAAAUUGUGACCACCUAGGAAAUGAUAGGCCUUCAGAGGGAGGAUGUUUUAGCCAAGUGUAACUCAAGUCUAGUAACAGAUUGGCAUGCUUGGCAUCACUCACAGGGCAUUCAGCCCAAUUUCUUUCCCAGUUCCCAAGCCCCAUCUUGCCUGAACUUUGGGGAACAGGAAUGUGUCUGCCCCCAAGGCUGGAUGGCAAGUGGGACAGACUCAUCCUGAAUGGCCAAGUGCAUGAUGCAGACCAAAGUGGGGCUAGGACAGGGAUGGUGAUAGGACAGAGGACGAUGUGAUAUGCAUGGGCAGGGUUGGGGUGCCUUGGCUGCUCAGAGGUCCUCCCCAGAUGGAGCAUCUUGGGGCUGUGAUAGGGGUUGGAUGAUGGACAGGAGUGAGGCUGGACUGGGUGAGCUCAGUUGUCCCAAGUCAGGGGGUUGGCGGAGCUGGGGGUUUUGGCCUGUCCACAUCUAGGAUCUGCUCUGAUGGGGGAAAGGGGAGCGCUUGAGCAGACCUUCCUCCUGGGGCUCUGUAAUUAACCAGGAAAGUGUCUGUGCAUAGGAUCUUGUCAUCACUUGAUACUUAUCACACUCCCUGCCCCUAAGGCUGAGUCUGAGGUUCCCUUUUGUUAAGUGCAGGACCAGAGACUUUGGAAAGGCCAGAGCCACACAGCAGGGCAGGAUCAGAGGCCAUCUAGGAAACUUAGGUAUCCUAGGUCUCCCAGACUUGGCUAAGGAUCAAGUUACGGGAGAGUUAAAGGCCAAAGGUGCACAGCGAAGACCCCGGUGGGGAGAGGCUGUGGGCUCUGAAGGUUGAGCAGAAGGCAGAACACUGUCCCCUCCCUGACCCUCCACCAGGCGGGACCUUUAGGGAUGGGGGCAGUGAAGAGGAUCCUGGGAGGGGACCAGAGGUUGGACUCCAAGCCACAGCCCCUCCCCCGGCCUCCACCAGGCUGUCUAACCUCCCUCCCUCCUGCUGCAACCCGAGUCCCGGGCGCCGGGCCGGCGUAUCGGGUGACCGCGGCGACGCAGCCACCAGCCUCCGCCGCUCCUCUGCGGGGCUGCGCCGGCGGGGCCGCGCCGAGGGAGGGGGCCGCGAGAGGGGAUGUGCACGGCGGCGCGCCGCGCCGCGCCAGGUGGAGUCGCGGUUACCGGGGCGACCGGGGCCCGGGCCGGCACGGCGGCGGCCGCGGCGGCUCUCGCAUUGCAGCAAAGGGCACCGGCGGCGGCGGCCGCGGCUGCGGAGGCGGCUGGGGGAGAGAAGAGCCCGGGCGGGUGGGAGUAGGGGCCCUCCCUCCCCAGCCGGACGCAGGACCUGGGGCUGGGGACCCCGCACGUACACCUGUGGCCGCAGCAGCCAAACUACUGGAGUUUCAAGACCCGCAGCUCACGCCACACUCAGGGAGCCCAGCCCGGGCUGGCAGACCAGGCGGCAAAGCUGUCGUACGCCUCGGCCGAGUCGCUGGAGACCAUGUCGGAGGCCGAGCUGCCCCUGGGCUUCAGCAGGAUGAACCGCUUCCGACAGAGCCUGCCUCUCUCCCGCUCGGCCAGCCAGACCAAGCUGCGCUCCCCAGGGGUGCUGUUCCUGCAGUUCGGGGAGGAGACUCGGCGCGUGCACAUCACGCACGAGGUCAGCAGCCUGGACACGCUGCACGCACUCAUCGCGCACAUGUUCCCGCAGAAGCUCACCAUGGGCAUGCUUAAGUCGCCCAAUACCGCCAUCCUCAUCAAAGACGAGGCUCGCAACGUCUUCUACGAGCUGGAGGACGUCCGGGACAUCCAGGACCGCAGUAUUAUCAAGAUCUACAGAAAGGAGCCCCUCUAUGCUGCCUUCCCUGGCUCACAUCUCACCAAUGGGGACCUCCGGAGAGAGAUGGUGUACGCAUCGCGGGAGUCGUCGCCCACGCGGCGCCUCAACAACCUGUCGCCAGCGCCGCACCUGGCGUCCGGCUCGCCGCCGCCCGGGCUGCCGUCGGGGCUGCCAUCCGGGCUGCAGUCCGGUUCGCCGUCGCGCUCGCGCCUCUCGUACGCCGGGGGGCGCCCGCCCUCGUACGCCGGCAGCCCGGUGCACCACGCGGCCGAGAGGCUGGGAGGCGCCCCGGCCGCCCAGGGCGUCAGCCCCAGCCCCAGCGCCAUCCUGGAGCGGCGAGACGUGAAGCCAGACGAGGACCUGGCGAGCAAGGCGGGCGGCAUGGUGCUGGUGAAAGGCGAGGGCCUCUAUGCUGACCCCUACGGGCUGCUGCACGAGGGCCGUCUGAGCCUGGCCGCGGCCGCCGGCGACCCGUUCGCCUACCCGGGCGCCGGCGGCCUCUACAAGCGCGGCUCGGUGCGCUCGCUCAGCACCUACUCGGCCGCCGCGUUGCAGUCCGAUCUGGAGGACUCCCUGUACAAGGCGGCGGGCGGCGGCGGCCCGCUGUACGGCGACGGCUACGGCUUCCGCCUGCCGCCUUCGUCACCGCAGAAGCUGGCCGACGUGGCAGCGCCCCCCGGAGGCCCCCCGCCGCCGCACAGCCCCUACUCGGGGCCGCCCAGCCGCGGCUCGCCAGUGCGCCAGUCCUUCCGCAAGGACUCGGGCUCCUCGUCCGUCUUCGCCGAGAGUCCUGGAGGGAAGACCCGCAGCGCGGGGAGCGCCUCGACGGCCGGAGCCCCCCCUUCGGAGCUCUUCCCUGGGCCUGGGGAACGCUCGCUGGUUGGGUUCGGGCCGCCAGUGCCAGCCAAGGACACGGAGACCAGGGAGCGCAUGGAGGCCAUGGAGAAGCAGAUUGCCAGCCUCACAGGCCUGGUGCAGAGCGCCUUACUGCGAGGCUCUGAGCCUGAGACCCCCAGCGAGAAGAUUGAAGGCUCCAAUGGAGCAGCCACCCCCUCAGCACCCUGUGGGUCAGGCGGCCGGAGCAGCGGGGCCACCCCGGUGUCCGGCCCGCCCCCGCCCUCGGCCAGCAGCACCCCUGCAGGGCAGCCUACCGCCGUUAGCCGGCUGCAGAUGCAGCUUCACCUGCGAGGCCUGCAGAACAGCGCCAGUGACUUGCGCGGCCAGCUCCAGCAGUUGCGCAAGCUCCAGCUACAGAACCAGGAGUCGGUGCGCGCGCUGCUGAAGCGCACGGAGGCAGAGCUGAGCAUGCGCGUGUCGGAGGCGGCGCGGCGGCAGGAGGACCCUCUGCAGCGGCAGCGCACCCUGGUGGAAGAGGAGCGGCUGCGUUAUCUCAACGACGAGGAGCUUAUUACCCAGCAGCUCAAUGACCUGGAGAAAUCGGUGGAGAAGAUCCAGAGGGACGUGUCCCACAACCACCGGCUGGUGCCCGGCCCUGAGCUGGAGGAGAAGGCACUGGUGCUGAAGCAGCUCGGGGAGACGCUGACAGAGCUCAAGGCUCACUUCCCGGGCCUGCAGAGCAAGAUGCGGGUGGUGCUUCGCGUGGAGGUGGAGGCGGUGAAGUUCCUGAAGGAGGAGCCCCAGCGCCUGGAUGGGCUCCUCAAGCGCUGCCGCGGGGUCACGGACACGCUGGCCCAGAUCCGAAGGCAAGUGGAUGAAGGUGUGUGGCCACCCUCCAACAAUCUCCUGAGUCAAUCCCCCAAGAAAGUGACGGCAGAGACUGACUUCAACAAGAGCAUGGACUUCGAAAUGCCACCCCCCAGCCCCCCGCUGAACCUGCAUGAGCUGAGCGGGCCAGCUGAAGGAGCCUCUCUUACCCCCAAAGGGGGCAACCCCACCAAAGGCCUGGACACUCCUGGCAAGAGAAGCGUGGACAAAGCUGUGUCUGUCGAGGCUGCAGAGCGAGACUGGGAGGAGAAGCGGGCAGCCCUGACCCAGUACAGUGCCAAGGACAUCAACCGGCUGCUGGAAGAGACACAGGCAGAGCUGCUCAAGGCCAUCCCUGACCUGGACUGUGCCAGCAAGGCCCAUCCAGGCCCGGCCCCCACUCCAGAUCACAAGCCCCCCAAGGCCCCCCACGGCCAGAAGGCAGCCCCCCGAACGGAGCCCAGUGGGAGGAGGGGCUCAGAUGAGUUGACAGUGCCCCGAUACCGCACGGAGAAGCCCUCCAAGUCGCCCCCGCCGCCCCCUCCCCGCCGGAGCUUCCCCUCCUCCCACGGCCUGACCACCACACGCACCGGAGAGGUGGUGGUCACCAGCAAGAAGGACUCGGCCUUCAUCAAGAAGGCCGAGUCCGAGGAGCUGGAGGUGCAGAAGCCCCAGGUGAAGCUGCGCCGGGCUGUGUCCGAGGUGGCCCGCCCGGCCUCCACACCACCCAUCAUGGCCUCGGCCAUCAAGGACGAGGAUGACGAGGAUCGCAUCAUCGCAGAGCUAGAGGUGUUUGAGAGAAGCUCAGUGUCUUCCCUCCCCCCCACGCCCCGCCGCCAGCUGAUCCCCACCUUGCUGUCCCCCCAGGACCUGGGGUCCCCCGGGGGCUCAGCCCCAGGCCCUACACGGAAGAGUGGCGGAGGCAGUGUACCACCCAUGAAGGUGGUGACUCCGGGGGCCUCUCGGCUGAAGGCGGCCCAGGGCCAGGCGGGCAGCCCCGACAAAAGCAAACAUGGCAAGCAGAGGGCCGAGUACAUGCGGAUCCAGGCCCAGCAGCAGGCCACUAAACCAUCUAAAGAGAUGAGCGGGUCGAAUGAGACCUCGAGCCCAGUCUCAGAAAAGCCCUCGGCUUCCAGAACCUCUAUCCCUGUAUUGACUUCCUUUGGGGCAAGGAAUUCUUCCAUCUCCUUCUAGAAGCCCCUCACCCCGCUGCCCCGCCUGUCCCCCUCCCUCACUCCUGCCAUUUCUCCCCUCUCUUCCCUUCAUCUCCACCCCACCCACCCUACUCUCCAGACCCCCUGAGGGGUGUGCCCUGAAGAGGAGGGUGCGGCCCUCCUCAGCUCCCUCUACCCAUCAUCUGUUGGUGUUUUUGGUUUUUUUUUUUUUUUUUAACAAUUCACUUUUAAUUAUCUUUUUUUAAACAGUAAAACUAAAAACCAAACACACCACUUUCCUUGAUCUGUUCCCAGCUGGCCUCUCGCUGGCCGCACCUGUCACGUCUCUCCCUCUUCUCUUUCACCACUCUUUUCCCCUAGUCCAUCCCGAAGCUCCUGCACCCCCUUCCCACCUUCCCCUCACUUCCCAAGAAUACUCCAAACAAACUCUGAACCACGGAGACUUGGAGCAGUGGGAGACCCCUCUCCUGUUUCUCGGUACCUCCCUGGAGGAACACGGGGACAUCGGACCAACCCAUACAUCAAGCCGGAGAGCAGGGCUCAGGGAGACUGGCCUUGGAGACGCCCCAUUCCCUGUCUAAGCUCGGACAAGACUGUGACUUUCUCUGUGGCUGCUCUGCCUCCUCCCACUCACACCCCAGUGGGCCUGGAGUAGAGACGGACAGGCUGGAGACGAGGCCGGAGUCUGAGAGGCCUCAGGGUGGGUGUGAGGCCAUGGAGUCUGUGUCCCUGGGGAGGCGCUGGCCUCCUGGGCCUCGCGGUCCAGUGGGGAGUGGAGGGCAGAGGCCCUUUGGUCUGCUGGCUGUGGAGGGUGGGUCGCACGGACAGCCGGACAUCGGGGACACUGCCUUGGGAGAGGGCGGCCCGGACGGGUAUUUGGUACUUUUAGUUUCCUGAUUUAGCACUUUAAAUGGCAUUAACUUAUUUAAUGGGGGUGGGGUGGGCAAGAAUGAGGGGCCUAGAAAACCAGGUUUUGUGGCUUGCAGUUGGGGGAAGGGUCUGGUUUGAGGGAAAUGGGAGGGUGGAGAGAGGCUUGACGGGGAGCACUGAAGACACCUGGGACCUGCAGGUGGGGUGACUUGACCUUCAGUCAUCCUCUUGGCGAUUUGAGGGUUUUCCGGGAAAGGAUGAGACAGUUUUUCAGUGGGGCUCUGGUGACCCUGGUGAGAUGUCUGAAGGUCCCUGAGGCCUGACCAUCCAGCCAGCGCCCCUGGCCUGUGGACGCCCUGCCUGCCCUGCAGAGGCGGUUGGCAGUGCCGCCUGGCUUUUGGCCGGGUCCUGGGGAGGCAGAGAGAGGCCAAUUUUGGUUCUCACUCCUGGCUUCCCAGAGGGCACAGUGAGGAGCCAGUAGGGAGAGGAUAGGAGAAGAGGAGGAGGAGGAGGAGCGGGGUCCCCGGCAGCAGGAUUCCCACUUGGAGCACAAAGUGAAGUAAGCACAGGGGAGGGGGACUAGAAUCAGUCCCCCCCAGCAAGCACAGAAAGGAGGAGCUGCGCAGAAGGCAGAGCCCCCCAGCCCCUGGGGCCUGGCUGGGGAAGGUCCGCACCUGGGGAGAGCCGGGAGCUGUUGAAAGUUUGGGGGGAGGGGAAACUGGGGUUGUGUUUCUUCAUUUCUUUUUUUGUUUUUGCCUUUGUUGGUUCAUCCUUGUUUUCUAGCUUUGGAUCAUUUUUGUACCAAGGCGAGCAAGCCUUUUUGAAAAAUAACAAAAGAGGAAAAAAAAAUCCCUCCUGAAAAAAAACCCUGGAAAAUAGAAAAAAAAAGGACCUCAUAAAUGAUGCAAUUACUUUUAAUUGCAGGCAACUCUUUACAUUUAAGUGAAGUGUCUUAACAUUUUAUAUUGUUUUAAAAAUAUAUUUACAUAUUAUAUAUAUAAUAUACGUAAUAUAAAUAUAUAUAAAUAUUUAAAAAAGAAAAAAAAAAAAAACCACGGCACUCUCCCUGGCCACUGUUUUGGCGGGGGAGGGGGGCUGGGGGGCGGGCACGUCGGCCUGGCUUCUGUGGUCCCAGUGAAAUGGUCUGGUUUGAUUUGGCUGUACAGAGACCCCCUGACUUGGGAGGGGAGGGGGGAGUGGUGCCCCCUCCUCCCCCCACUCCAUUACUCUCUGCUUGCUACUUCGCUUGCCCCCAGCUCUCACCCUCAGCCCUGUGACUGGAAUGUGUGCCCCACCGUCAUUGUCCAGAGUUGAAUGUCCCUUUGUGGGGGAGGUGGGGGGGCAGUGUCCAUCCAUGAAGGGGCAGAAGGAGGGAGCCACGUGCCCCGAUCCACCUGCUCAGGUGAAGCCCAGUGGGAUUUGCUUCUUUCUUUCCCUUUGGUUCCUGCACAUUUAUGGGCUGGGAGGCAUCCGUGUGGAAUCGCGUGCAGCCUGUGUGUGUGCUGGCACGAGCCCAUGCACUGUGCGUGCAGACACAUGGGGCCUGCACCCACAGGCAUGGCCGAGCACAUGUGUGGGGGAAGGCGUGGGCACAUAGGUGCAUGUAACAUGUUUGGGCAUUGGCACGUGCCUACCUGCAUGUUAGCGUGAGAGGAGCUUUGCGUGUGACAACAUGUGUAAUGUGUGUGCAGACAUGUCUAGCGCCAGAGACUUGUGUGUGGGCCACGUACAUGUGGACAGAGACGCGUACCUGGAGGUGCAUGUGAUCUGUGUCUGCGAGUGUGUGUGUGCACGUAUGUGUGCUGGUGCAGACCCAGGUGUGUGGGUGUGCCUCUGUGUGCGUGUGUUCCAUCAUCCCUGCACCACUGGCUCCAGCUCCCUUCCUCAGCCCCCAUCCCCACUGGCCCUCUCACAGCCUGCAGCACGUCAGUGCGCCCAGCUGCAUGCGCCUCGCUGCUCUGUCCAUCAGUGUGUGCUUAACCAAGAGAAAACUAAGACAUCUCGGGGGACCCCUGUACCUGGUCCUCUCAGCCCCCGCCCACUGUGCUGUGUUACUCGCAUGGGGGAUUUCCUGCCCCUUCCACAAUAUGCUGUUUCCCCAGGAGCCUCAGGCCUGAGGCUCUGAGUGGGGCCCCCAGGGGGCCCCCCGGGGUGAGCCCCGGCUCCACACCCUGCCCCAUCCACCCUGUAGGGCCCAUGUUGGUGUAGCAGUGAUGGCUUCUGUGGAUAUUCUGUGACCUCUGUCAGUGUAACUUGACAAUUUCUAAAUGGAAAAGGGUUGCUGUGUUUUCUCUGUCUCUCUUUUUUAAUGUCCUUUUUUCUUCUCCCCACCUCCCUGCUCUCUUUCCUUUUCAGUUUUUCUAGCCAAGUGUUUGGGGCUUUAAUAAAACUUGUUUCUUUUUCCUCUCCUGGAUCUCCUUC
Messenger RNA from Nomascus leucogenys (northern white-cheeked gibbon), 8789 nucleotides. The record is from RefSeq and is a predicted model, not a curated record. NCBI's taxonomy places the organism in Eukaryota, Metazoa, Chordata, Mammalia, Primates, Hylobatidae.